Molecule: messenger RNA, 1224 nt
Organism: Rotaria sp. Silwood1
Lineage: Eukaryota; Metazoa; Rotifera; Eurotatoria; Philodinida; Philodinidae
Source: the annotation of a GenBank genome assembly
AUGAUACUAUCCCUGAACAAUUCUGUUGCUGCGUAUGAUCGUCGAGAUGAAAAUGAUUCGACUAAAAGACGUGCCUUGGCAAGCCUACCUACUACUACGAAAGCUACUGAUGUUGCCACUGUAAAUACGAUUCGUACUCCUAACAAAGAUGCUCCUGGCACCCAAGCUACUGACUUUGUUUCUACUCUUGAUAGUCAUAUUCUUCUCAAGGCUAUCAGUAGUGCAAAAACUGCGCGUUCCCUAAAAACUAGUGAUCUCGUUGCUGCUCCUGAUGAUGUCCCUCGCCUCAAGGCUUCCACGAGUGUCAAAACUCCAGGCCGUCCAAAAAACAGUGAUUUUGUUGCUGCUACUGAUCGUAAUGGUUCUGCCAAGGCUGCCUGUAGUGCAAAAGCUGCGCGUUCUGCGAAUAUUAACGAUCAUGUUACUGCUUCUGACGGUACUCCUUCUGCCAAGGCUGCUACUCGUACCAAAACAACGUGUUCUCCAAAAAACAGCGACUUUCUUACCUCUCCAGAUGAUACUUGUUUUGUGAAGGCCGCAACUGCUGUCGACACUGCAUUCCUGCGAAAGACUAAGGAACGUAUUGCUGUUCCUGACAGUACUGGUUCUGCCAAGGCUUCUAGUAGUGCAAAAACUGCGCGCUCUGUGAAAACUAGCGGCGUUAUUGCUACUUCUGAUGAUUCUCCUUCUAUUAAGGCUGUUACGGGCACCAAUACUGUGUGUCUUCGAAAGGCUACCGAUUAUGUUACUUCUCCUGAUAAUGCUCAUCUUCUGAAGGCUUCCGGAAAUAUUAAAACCACACUUCCUUCAAAAACUAGUGAUCUUGCUGGUGCUUCUGAUAGUGCUCCUCUUGCCAAGGCUUUCAUCAGUGUCGAAACUGCAGUUCCUAGAAAAGUUAAAGAUCUUAUCAAUGUUUUUGAUAAUCCUCUUUUUCUUAACACCGACGGUGGUGCCAAAACUAAAGGUUCUACUAAAGCCAUUGCUUCACAAACGGUCGCUGGCAAUACUACUAACAAAACUUGUGACGAUGCUGCUUGUACUCCGAUGAAAAGUUCUCGUAGUGCUUCUGCUCGUUGUAUUGCUCCGAUAAUAGCUGAUAAUGCUAAGCGCAUAGCUCCGAUUGCAGAUAAUGCUGAUAAGCGCAUUCUUUCCACCGCGGCUGAUGGUACUCUUCGUUCUGCUUCAAAGAACAAUGCUGCUAAUAAGUAUUCAUUAAAUACGUGA